AUGGAAGAUGAUGAGGCUGUCGAAGAUUUGCUAGAGGUUUACAUCAAAAGUCUUGAAGAACAAGUAGAAACAAAAAAGUACUUUUUGAAGCAAGCCAAAGAAGCUAUCAAUACCCUUGAGAAAUCGAGUCGAUCCCGUAAAAUAAUAUCUGAUGAAGAGUGGCAAAGAUUUCUCAAGAAACCGAUGUAUUUUCCGGAAAGAUCUGACCCGAUUGGCCUGAGUUUGGCGUCAGUCGGCUUGAGAACCAGAAGGGACACAUCUUUUGAGUGGAUAAAAUACAUGGAAAAUCAUUUGAAGGCAAUGGAAGAGAUAAUUCAGUAUCAAAAAAAUGCCAAUCACGACAUCACAGUUCUUACUGCAUUGUUAGAGCAAGGGAUCGACAAAUCUAAACAGGGUUCAUUUGACGCAGAGGUGUAUCCCACAACGCCCAAGAUGGAAAACCAGCAGUUGCUCUUGCAAACUGAGCAGUUUAUUAGGACAUAUCUCUCUGUAGAUAUGGUAAACGCUGAAGAUGUUGGAACUGAUAUCUAUGAUGAGGUUAUGGCUCUUAUAAAAAGACUGAUUAAUUACGAUAAAACGCUAAAGGUUACAGAUUUUCAUCAUGGCUCAAGAAGUCUUUAUCGACUACUAUUGCGUAGUAACUUAAUUGAAGUAGAAAGUGAUGAAAAAGGUGAAAAACACAUUAAAUUACUAGAUUUUAGGAAGUCAGACCUAUUAUAG
Zygotorulaspora mrakii is the source of this 720-nucleotide messenger RNA. RefSeq names its product Mcm22p (gene MCM22). Bases 1 to 720 code for a protein of 239 amino acids. NCBI's taxonomy places the organism in Eukaryota, Fungi, Ascomycota, Saccharomycetes, Saccharomycetales, Saccharomycetaceae. The record is from RefSeq and is a predicted model, not a curated record. The transcript has a single exon.